AACUUUUAUUUACAUCACUAAUUUUUCUUUAUUUUAUUAUCCACAGUUCCACUGUGCCAACUGCAUCCUUGUGUGUUGGCUGCAAAAGUUUUUUGCGUGAGCCCGACAACUUUUCAUAUGAAAUGUGCAAAAUUACACACUCCCCCGGCCGAAAGAAACGAGCCGAGAAAAAUAUUUUGAAUGUUUUAUUAGCUCAAAACUGGCCAGAAAGGGGGCGUGGCAGUUGCGGCGAAAUGGAGAAAUGCAAUUUCAGUGGAUUUGUAGUUAAUUAAAGUGUAAUGUCUGCCCAUGUACGGCUGCCUCCGACGGAGGAUGUGGAAAGGAGCAGGAUCAGGAGCAGGAGCAGGAGAAGUCGGGGUGCCAACGUUGACAAGGCCCAUCAGAGGAGCGUGAAAUAUGGCCACUUUAGAGUCCGGCCAAAUGGCCCGUUUGCCGUAGAACUGCUCUGUCCUCGACGUCCGUCAACAAAGGGGGCAAACACAAAUCAUUCGGAAUACAACAAGUCGGAAUAGUGGCGGUUUUCAGUACUUGGCCGUGCAAUUACGCAGAAUGCCGUUUGCCUUUUAAGUUGCAUAUUGUUCGGCGAUCAGGAGGAGGAGGCGGAGGAGGUGGAGGACUUUCCCGCGGACUGGGAAAGCGGAAAAGCGCGGAAAAACGGACGUUAAGGUGAAGUGAAGGAGUAGGAGGAGGAGGAGGAGAAGUGCCACUGACAGUGGCAGUAAGUUACGGGCCAAGUUUCGCCGGAGUCGCCUUGUCGCUGGCGCAACUGGCAUAACUCAGAGCUGAUGAAAUAUGGAGCUGCUGCAGGCCCUCUGCUGUACGCUGCUCCUGCUUUUGGCCCGGAUGCAAGUUCUGCUCGCCGUCAGCUGGGAGGACUGGUGGACAUACGAUGGCAUCUCGGGACCCGCCUUCUGGGGGCUCAUCAAUCCGGAGUGGUCGCUCUGCAACAAGGGUCGUCGCCAGUCGCCGGUCAAUCUGGAGCCCCAGCGCCUGCUCUUCGAUCCCAACUUGCGGCCCAUGCACAUAGACAAGCACAGGAUAUCCGGACUGAUCACUAAUACGGGCCACAGCGUCAUCUUCACGGCCGGAAACGACACGGUGGCCAACUACGACGGCAUGCAGACGCCGGUGAACAUCUCGGGCGGACCGCUCUCGUACCGCUACCGCUUCCACGAGAUACACAUGCACUACGGGCUGAACGACCAGUUCGGAUCGGAGCACAGCGUCGAGGGCUACACGUUCCCGGCGGAGAUACAAAUAUUCGGCUACAAUUCCCAGCUGUAUGCAAAUUUCUCAGAUGCCCUCAAUCGCGCCCAGGGCAUCGUGGGCGUCUCCAUUCUGCUGCAGCUUGGAGACCUCUCGAAUCCGGAGCUGCGCAUGCUCACCGAUCAGCUGGAGCGCAUUCGCUACGGUGGGGAUGAGGCGUUUGUCAAACGACUCUCUAUUCGGGGACUGCUUCCCGAUACGGAUCACUACAUGACCUACGAUGGAUCAACAACGGCACCAGCCUGCCACGAAACAGUCACUUGGGUGGUGCUCAACAAGCCCAUCUACAUCACAAAGCAACAGUUACACGCCCUGCGCCGCCUGAUGCAGGGCAGCCCCGACCACCCGAAGGCGCCCCUGGGCAACAAUUACAGGCCGCCCCAGCCGCUCCUGCACCGGCCCAUCCGCACCAACAUUGAUUUCAAGACGACGAAGACGAACGGCAAGGCCGCCUGCCCCACCAUGUACCGCGAGGUCUACUACAAAGCGACCAGUUGGAAACAGAACUAGAAGUCAGUGACGUGAUGGCGUAACGUAACGUAUCGUAAGCGUAUGACGUAAGUAGCGAGCGGCGUGCAACAGGAGCUUCCACUAAACAUACAUAUAGACAAGGCGAUGCCGAGGGAAAGGACUCGAAAGGGAAGGACUACGAUGGAGGGGAAGGACGAGGCUCAAGAUGAGCUGGGGAAGGAAUCACAAAGGAAUCAGUGCAGCAAAUUGGCGAUUGGAAAUACACACACAUAUAUAUAAAUAGGCAGAGAAUAAACAAAGGAAUAAUAUGGAUAGCGAUUACGAUUACGACAAUUAGCA
Molecule: messenger RNA, 2076 nt
Organism: Drosophila suzukii
Lineage: Eukaryota; Metazoa; Arthropoda; Insecta; Diptera; Drosophilidae
Gene: CARPB
Product: Carbonic anhydrase-related protein B
Molecular function (GO): zinc ion binding; carbonate dehydratase activity
Source: RefSeq, a predicted model, not a curated record